AUCUGUUCACCCACCGAAAACAGACGAAGAAGAAACGUUACCGGAGUGACUGAGGUGUUUGACAAGGGUCAGACCGUCAUAUCCGAUCAUGAGUGCCCCGUGUUUUGUGAGAACGGUGGCCAGAAGUUUCGCCGGUGGAUCAGGACUGUUCAGACCAGCUGUUUGCUGCUCAUGUAAAGACACAGUCACACGUUUCAGAAAAAUGUCAUCAAGGAGACAGACUGACCAUCUAGAGAGAACUGCUAGCGUUCAUAGACAAAUGGAGCUUUUCUCUGCACGUGUUAGUGACAUUAUGAAUGAAUCUGAUACAGUAAAGAAACUGAGACUGGAGGUAUCACAUCCUGACUUCAGCGUCCGUGCUGGGCAGUGGGUGGAUUUCUUCAUCCCAGGUGUGGAUACAGUGGGCGGCUUCUCUAUUUGCUCGAGUCCUGGUCUGCUGCAGAGAGAGGGAGUGAUUGAACUGGCCGUCAAAUACACAUGCCAUCCUCCAGCACACUGGAUUCACACCAAGUGCUCUGUGGACUCUCAGGUAGCUGUGAGGGUGGGAGGUAACUUCUACUUUGACCCUCAACCUUCUGACCCUGUAGUGGACUUGUUGCUGAUAGCUGGUGGUGUUGGCAUCAACCCUCUGUACUCCAUCCUGCUGCAUGCAGCUGAUCUGCUCAGACAGACUCAUGGUCACAGGUACACUCCAGGGCGCACACACCUGUGCUACAGCGCCAAGAACACCAAAGAGCUGCUCUUCAAGAACACCAUUAUUGACAUUUGUCACGAGCGACCAGAUAAAUUCUCAUGCGAUUUCCAUGUUACCCAGCAGAGCUCUGACAUAGAGCAGGAACUUCAGCCUUACACCAUAAAUGGAAGGAUAUCAGAAAAGGAACUUCAGCGCUAUGUAGAUCCUGAGCACACAUUGUGUUAUCUCUGUGGCCCUCCUCCUAUGAUAGAGAAAGUGAGUUCAGACCUGAAGAGAGUCGGCCUGUCGGAGGACAAAAUCCUUUUUGAGAAAUGGUGGUAGCUCAGAUAUUCACAGCGAUGGAUGCAUCUGCAUCAUCAUAGAAACAGACUGUAAUAGCAAUGGACCAGUAAUGCCUUUGAGAUCAGUUGAAACGCACAACAAACACUGUGUCUGCGUUCUCCACAUUU
This is a messenger RNA of Sinocyclocheilus grahami, 1143 nucleotides long. It is a transcript of the gene oxnad1, whose product is annotated as oxidoreductase NAD-binding domain containing 1. Gene Ontology annotation, cellular component: mitochondrion. The record is from RefSeq and is a predicted model, not a curated record. Gene Ontology annotation, molecular function: oxidoreductase activity. The transcript is spliced from 8 exons. NCBI's taxonomy places the organism in Eukaryota, Metazoa, Chordata, Actinopteri, Cypriniformes, Cyprinidae. The coding region runs from base 89 to 1015 and encodes 308 amino acids.